UCUAUCUCCGCGCAGCUAGUGCGGCACCGAAUCUGCUCCAUACUACCGGGUGCUGAUACCAUAUCUAUAUUUGAUCCCCUCUCACCUCAUCUUGGUGGAAACUCUCCAUACGACAACUCGACUUGAAUUGUACACCGCUCGCCAUAUCACUUUGUAUCUUUCAAUAUGGUACAACGCCAGAAUCCCUUGCAACCGGGGGAUUACUACCAGAGGGAGGGUACUUGGCCUCGGAAUGAGAGAUUUGAUGUUCAGGACAACCGUUUCGUGCCGGCCCCUGCAGCUACGCCUGUGCAUUCGAGAACUCAGACAAUAGAAGAUGCCUUGAAGGAAUGUGUUGGAAUACCAUUCAAGGAGUUCGGCUUAAUCGUGCGACUGGACACUGGCGAAGACAGAGUCUACUCGUCCCCAGCUUUGGCUGGCUUUCGAGAUAAAAUCUUUACAGAAAAGUUCAAGCAGGAUUUUCGUCGAAGUAUCCGCAAAGCUUCAGCUCCAAGCAACCCAUAUCCAAGUUCCGGUUUCAGCCAGGAUGUUAUGUUCAACGACUUCGAUGCCGAUGCGAGUAGCAGUACUGGGUAUAAUAGGAAACAUUCAAGCAGUGGGGGUUCGUCUUCAGAGUACGGUUGCCACGUCCGUCGAAAAGUCGAAGAUUCUGACGACGAAUGUUUCAGUGCCAAGAAAAGAAGAUUUCCCAACUACCGACACCGGGAAGAAUCAAACGAUGAUACACCUGUCCCUGCUCGGAUCAAAAAGACUCAACAGUUGAGGAUUGGCGACGCCGGCGAGGUUGAAAAGUUCUACCACACAAGAUUUAAGGACAUGCAACAGUCAUCUUGCAAAGUCAUGGGCAAAGCAUUCGUGAAGCUGAUUGAGCCCAAGAAACAGACUCAUCACCCAUAUACCAAAGGUGAUGGCAAGGCACCUCCUUGGUGGCCAAAGACUACCGGUGAUCACUUGGUUCGUCACAAAGAACCUGAUCAUCUCUUGAAGCCUGAACGAAUCCGGCUUCUCAUCCAUAUCUUGAGAAUGGUCGUGGAACCUGCAAAUCAGCAGCACCCUUCUAUUGAGAAGUUUGGUCUCAAUGUCAGAAAGCUGGAAGAAGUCACCAUGGAGGCAAUGAACAACUGGUUUAACGAUAAGGAGCAUCCCGACAAUGCGCAGAAGAAGCCGUUCCUGAAGGAGAUCUUCAAAAUUGCGCGAGCUGAAGAGAAAUACAAGAAUGGCGAGAUUGAUGGCUCCACCUAUUUUUCUGUAAUGUACGGCGAACAAUCUGGGACGGAGGAUUCGGACAACGAGAGCGACAUGAAGCCCGAGGGUAACGAAGACGAAAUUGUAACUUCUAUUGCAGCCAGCAUGCCUUCUCCUGAUGUUGUGUCUCCAACUACCGGGCACAACCCUCAUAUGCUAGACGACACCAUGAGAAUGCGACUUCCAAUGCGCCAAAGUGUCCAUAAUCCGAUGGAAGAGCAGCAGCCUCAGUACAAUGAUUUUGGGAACUAUCGCAACAUGGGCUUUCAUCCUCAGAGUCCAGGCAUUCAGGAUCGUAGAUCAUUCGUUCCGACGGCAAGCUACUCGAGCCCACAGCCGCAACUGUACAACAAUUGGUCAAUGGUGAGCAACAGUGGUGGACAAUCAUUCUACACGACUUCUCCUCAGCAGAAUCUGCCGCCAUCCAGUGGUCCAUACCUCCCCCUACCAAACGCGCAGCCGCAGAUGCUUCCUCCACCACAAUUGCCGAGCUAUGACGGCCUUCCUUCUGGCAGAUACGACACAAGUCCAGGACUUGGGAGCUCACUGCGAACAGGAAGCAUAGGUCAUCCUCAUCCACACCCGCAGCAUAUGCCUGGAUUUGAGAACUUCAUGCAAGAACAUGGUUUCCAACAGCACGACAAUGACCUGAAAGACGAACACAACCUUCAUCACCACCAGUAACUCGACUCUGACUUCUGCUUUUCUUCACUUCUACGGGAACUUUCAGCACAAGGGGAAUAUUUUUAGCGUUAUACCCAAUCGUUUUCCAGCGCGGCGCAAC
Messenger RNA from Mollisia scopiformis, 2029 nucleotides. RefSeq lists its product as uncharacterized. The record is from RefSeq and is a predicted model, not a curated record. NCBI's taxonomy places the organism in Eukaryota, Fungi, Ascomycota, Leotiomycetes, Helotiales, Mollisiaceae. The transcript is spliced from 5 exons. Bases 166 to 1929 code for a protein of 587 amino acids.